AUGGGCGACGUUCCACAACUGAUAAAAAUCGGAAUUUCUUUGAAAAUCCAACCCAGCAACGGUCCGGUAUUUUUCAAAGUGGACGGGUCGAGGUUCGGUCAGAACAGGACGAUAAAACUGCUGACGGGAUCAAAGUACCACAUUGAAGUAGUCGUCAAACCAGGGGCUGUUGAGGCCACCACGAUGACAAUUGGCGGAGUGAACUUCCCGUUGGAGCAGCAGUCCAAAGACCCCCAAUCCGUGGUUUACAGUGGACUUUAUAACACAGAGGGAGUCGUGCACACCAAAAGCGGGGAAAGGCAACCUGUUCAAGUCACUAUCCAGUUCACAGCAGCAGGGCUCUUUGAGACCGUCUGGCAGGUGAAAUACUACAACUACCACAAGAGGGACCACUGCCAGUGGGGGAACAGCUUCUCCAGCAUCGAGUACGAGUGCAAACCCAACGAGACCAGGAGUCUGAUGUGGAUCAACAAGGAGAUGUUCGUCUGA
Osmerus eperlanus (European smelt) is the source of this 489-nucleotide messenger RNA. Its product is annotated as CB1 cannabinoid receptor-interacting protein 1-like. Bases 1 to 489 code for a protein of 162 amino acids. Gene Ontology annotation, molecular function: type 1 cannabinoid receptor binding. Gene Ontology annotation, cellular component: plasma membrane. Gene Ontology annotation, biological process: negative regulation of signaling receptor activity. The record is from RefSeq and is a predicted model, not a curated record. The transcript has 3 exons. NCBI's taxonomy places the organism in Eukaryota, Metazoa, Chordata, Actinopteri, Osmeriformes, Osmeridae.